CCCGGAUUCUUUGGUGAAGUAAGACUGACGUAUGUUUGUUUCUCUUUCCCCCACCCCGUCUUAACGUCGGAAUUGCAUGGAUUGUAAGAUAGAAUGCGUGUGGCUUACGCAUAUAUUCAUGCUCCUUAGAUAGAUUAAGGUAUAUAAACCAGCAUACAUUCAAAUAUAUCCCUCUUCUUUCACUCAACACAAUACACCAUCCAUUUCUACAAUGGCUCGCUUUACUCUCUUGAUCUCUGCUUUGGCUUUGAUGGCCAUGACGAGCGUAUCAGAAGCAGCGGUGAUCGAACGUGAUACAGCAUCAACGGUGAAAUGUACGCCAUUGGGUGUUUCAGAUGAAGUUUAUUUUAAGCAAAGUGCACAUAGUGAUCCACUGUAUGGUGUAAAAAUCAGUACAAAUUCCAACAAAUUGAUCGCAACAAAGAAUCGUGAUACAGGAGAAAAGUUUCAAUUCUUACGUUGUGAUGCACCUUCAACCGGAUACGUUCAAGGUCAACCAAUCAAUGCAGGUUAUGCAGGCGUUUAUUUCGGUCAUGUUCAGCAUGUUUCAACGGGUAAAUGCUUAAAACAUGAUCAAUCCUCUUUGGAUUUCACAUUGGGAGAUUGUCCAACAAAGGAUACAGCAAAAACACAAUUACCCUACUGGUUCGAAUCAGUUGAUGGAAAUAAUAUUCGUUUUACAGGAUACAAAAACACAACUGCUUAUCCACAACCUGAAUGGUUUGCAAUCCCUUCAGGAGAAACACCAUUUGAAAUUAAAACACAGCAACAAGGUCAUAACGGCAAGCCUAAUCAAUACGUCUUUGCUAGGCCUAUUCGUACCUAAACCUGAUGUAUGAUUGCUCUUAUAAUUGAUCCUUAUGAAUUGAACUUGAAAUAUCUUAUAUCAUCUUAAAU
Messenger RNA from Meira miltonrushii, 897 nucleotides. RefSeq lists its product as uncharacterized. The transcript has a single exon. The record is from RefSeq and is a predicted model, not a curated record. The coding region runs from base 212 to 826 and encodes 204 amino acids. Lineage: Eukaryota; Fungi; Basidiomycota; Exobasidiomycetes; Exobasidiales; Brachybasidiaceae.